Physeter macrocephalus (sperm whale) is the source of this 1200-nucleotide messenger RNA. RefSeq names its product basic salivary proline-rich protein 2-like. The record is from RefSeq and is a predicted model, not a curated record. Lineage: Eukaryota; Metazoa; Chordata; Mammalia; Artiodactyla; Physeteridae. Bases 1 to 1200 code for a protein of 399 amino acids. The transcript is spliced from 2 exons.
AUGAAUGGAGAUGGGAAAGCAGGAAGAGGGGUGAGAGGACCUCCUUCCAGUUACUGGCAGCAGCAAUUGGUUCCAGCCUCCAGCUUCUUUCAGUAUCCCCCAGAACUAAUCAGCAGCUCAACAAGGCUGACCUCAAAAGUUCAGAACCAGGCCAGAGGGGUCUCCCCGCAGCCUACAGGGAACCCCGACGCCGAGGAGCGCCUCUACGCUCGAACCCGGACUCCAGCACCCCGGGGGGAAGCGGGCUAUUUGCACAAAGCGCCCCUACCUCAUCCUCCACAGUGCGGACACACACCCCCGGCUGCGAGGGGGAAGCCCGGGGAGGAAAACCCUGCAUUCCACGCGGUUCGACCCCGGAGAGCGGACGUGGAGAGGCUGGGGCCCCCGCCCCGGGAGGCGAGGGGGCCGCACCGCAGCCCCGGCCUCCGCGCCGAGGAGCGAGCGGUUCGCACGAAGGAAGGAAUCCCCGAGAUUCGCCCACGGGGUCCUCCCCAAGCCGGACUCCCCACCCCUGCCAAGACCCUCGAAGAAACGGGAACAAUGAGAAGCCGCCUCCCCCGCCAUCCCCGCCCCGAGAGCGACCGGGGGUGGCGGCGCCAUCUCCCCUCACACCCCCGCGAACACACACCCCCCGACCCCGGAGCGGCCGUCAGCCUCCCGCAGCCACGCCGAGCUAACGCGCGGCCGAGCCCGCCGCUUCCGCGCCCCUCGUCUCCCCGCCCGCCCCGCUCACCGGCUCCUGCUCCAGUCCGGGGCUCCGCUAGCCGCAGCCGGAGCGAGACUCAGGUACAAGGCGCCGCGGUGCCGGCGCCGCCGCACAAUAUGGCGAGCCUCGGCUUCCGCAAUGGAGCUCGGGAAAUACAACAGGGGCCGCUCAAUAUUCAUGAGAGACCGAGGGGAAGCCGGCUCGGCCGGCGCGGCGGGGAGGGCGGGAAGGAGCGAGUGGGCGAGGGGGCGGAGGCGCGGGACGGGGACGUGCACUGCGCCAGGAGGCCCGUGGCGCGAGGGGAGGGGGCGCCGCCGCGUUGCUGCCAGGAGGGCCAGAGCCGCCGCCCCGCCCCGGGCCGCCCGGCCCCGCCCCCCAGCGCCCUCCGCGAGGCGACGGAGCCCCCGGGCAAUGCCCGGAUGACGACUGCGCCACUUCGUUCUCGGCGUUCGCUCUCCUUGAGGUCUCCUGACCCUACCUGCGACCCCAGUUAA